This is a messenger RNA of Vanessa tameamea, 2426 nucleotides long. RefSeq names its product CDC42 small effector protein homolog (gene Spec2). Gene Ontology annotation, molecular function: small GTPase binding. Lineage: Eukaryota; Metazoa; Arthropoda; Insecta; Lepidoptera; Nymphalidae. Gene Ontology annotation, biological process: regulation of Rho protein signal transduction. The record is from RefSeq and is a predicted model, not a curated record. The transcript has 4 exons. Gene Ontology annotation, cellular component: plasma membrane. The coding region runs from base 489 to 734 and encodes 81 amino acids.
CGUCAUCAGUCAUAAACGAGACCGCGUUUGGACUGUACGCGUUUUUUCGCUUACAUUAAAAACGUUAUCAAAACUUCAAUUAAUAUUCAAUUAACUUAAAAAACACCCAGCUAUCUGUGUUACAUUAAACCGUGUUUAAUAUUAUAUGUGUGCAACAUUGUCGUCCAGGAUUUUAUUUUAUAAUUUAUUGGCGAGCCAUGCGGACAUCACUAUCAGUACAUGCGAGAUCAACGGAGAGAACGCAUCUCUCAAACUAAGAUAUCUAAUCCGAUAAAGAAAUAAUCAACGUUCAAGUGAAAAUUAGAUCGAACGAGAGACGAAACAUUCGUCGGCCAUUUUGUGAUAUUGAAACUUGAAGUGGUUCGUGUUCGAUUUUCAAAAAUUACAAUAAUCCGAUCGUAGCGAUUCAUUGUUAAUUUCGUGCCGCGUUUAAACGCGUCGCUACUUUAAAGACUAGUGAAGUGAAGUGGUGUAGUAAACUUUUAAAGAUGGCAACUACGGGCAGUGAGAUGUGGCUGCAGUGGUUUGCUUGCUGCUACCAGCCAGCUGCGCAGGCACAGCGUACCCGGCGGAGAAUAGACAGAUCUAUGAUAAGUGCACCAACCAAUUUCCAACACACAGGACACAUCGGAUCAACCGACGUGGACAUGCCCUCAUCGCUGCUUCACUCCAUACAGAACCAGAUGCAAAGUAAGGGAGGCUACGAAAUGGCAUAUGGUGUUAAGGUUUAUUGAGCGAAGGCGUCAUUAUCAGAGACGUUUGUGACAAAACAGAGUGAAAAUAUUCUAAUAUGAUCUUAAUAUGUAUUUAUUAAAGAAACCUUUAGUUUUAAGUUUAGAUAGUUAUGUUUUGUUGUGUAUAGAGAAUAACACCGGAGACGAAAAUGUAUGAGUUACCUAAAUUUAGACGAUGCACACACAUAGCGGUUAUAUAUUUUGUACCAAAUAAGUAUAAUAAGUCAUUUACUAUUUGAAAAAGCAAAUUGUCUUAACACAAUCUUAUAAUUUAUCAAAAUUUGUAUAAUCACCCCAUUUGUGAAACGUAAAUUAUAAAGAAUUUUUGUCCUUACAUACUUCUACCUAAGCCAAAAAUUAAAAAAAAAAAGUAUCAAAACGAAUACUUUAAUUGGGUAUGUUGAUUAAAAAAGAUCAAUCGUGAAAAACAUAUGUACUAUAUAGAUUGCUGGUUAUGUAGUAAUAUUGUAAGGACGUUGACCAUGGGACGUGAUGCACCAACAGUAUAAGUAACCAUCUUUAUUUUCCACUAAAGAGAAUGUGUACAUAGCUUUGUAUUUUUAUGCUACACAUCACUUUAUAUUAUUUUACUCGUAAAUUGGUACCAUUGCCAAUUUUCGUACCUGUUACUAUAACUUAGUAACGGUACACGAAAUCGAUUAUUAAUAAAUGAAUGUUAGGUUUAUAAAUCUACGUUUUAUACGGAUAUGAUUUUUAUAAGAAGUUACUACAAAUACACUGCCGAAUUAGUAAAAUGUAUUCGAAGUUCGAAUAUGACUUAUUAAAUUAUUUGUAUUUGUAAACUUGAACGAAUUCGUAACGAGUAAACAUCAACAGUUAUACCAAAUUGUAGCUCCUAUAAUCCCUUAGGUAAACAUUCUGUGUGAGUUUUAAUAAGUAGAAGAACUUUUCUCAUGAAUAUAUAGAAUAAGAUGUCUGUAUUAUCUUCCACGUAUGAAAUUAGUCGUAGUUUGUUGUGAAUUUUUAGUAUAUUGUCUUCAUGCCCGAACGUUUUUGGGCAUACGAAUGACGAAGAGAUUACACCCCAAAACUACAAUAGAAGGAAGUUCAUUUAUAGUCUAUAGAGUUUUGUAUCUAUUUACAUCCUGUGUCGUUGCUGCAUUUGCAAAAACUAAAAUGAUAGGUAUUCUUAAUAGGGCCUUGUGCAAGCCCGCCUUCUUUUUCCCUCGCGUGAAGUGGUCUCACCGGCAUCGGUUACUACGUCUUUUCGGGGCGUCAGGGGAUCGCUAGCGCAUACUGCCAAGUUCGCAAGCUCGCCUUUGUGGGUACCACACUCUCGUCUAUUUUUCCACCGACAAAUAUUAAUAAAUUGUAGUGCUGUGAUCCGGUUUGAAGGGACAUAACAUCUAGGAUCCCGUGUUGAGCAACGCAUUGGCGACGGUAUAAGUACUUCUUGCACUGCAGAUGCAUAUAGCUCAUUCGCACGUAUAACAUGCGAAAAUAAUUUAAAAACAAUACGUAUGAUGCUCAAAAGAACACAGACUAUUUAUCGCUUAUGUUAUUCCUCGUUCGGUUUUUGCAAACGCAAUGACGAUACAAGCCAAACGCAUAUUUAGCAAAUCUGUUAUAAUUUUGUCAUUUUAUUGUUAAAACGACAAAGUUGCCUGUAACUCAAUAUAGUGAUAUAUACAUUGUAAUUAUAUUUGAAAAAAUAUGAAUUGUGAAAGAAUG